GGAUGUUUACGGCGGCCGAGGUUGGAGCGGCGCUGCUCGGCCGCGGACACACGAGGGACGCGCCCGAGGAGCUGCAGGUGGCAGCCCAGGCGGUCCGAACCCGUCGGCCGGCCGAGCCUGGAGUAUUGCCUAAGUGUAAUCUUGAACAUGGGCGGUGCUGUGAGUGCUGGUGAAGACAAUGAUGAGCUGAUAGAUAAUUUGAAAGAAGCACAGUAUAUCCGGACUGAGCUGGUAGAGCAGGCUUUCAGAGCUAUCGAUCGUGCAGACUAUUAUCUUGAAGAAUUUAAAGAAAAUGCUUAUAAAGACUUGGCAUGGAAGCAUGGAAACAUUCACCUCUCAGCCCCGUGCAUCUACUCGGAGGUGAUGGAAGCCCUAGAUCUGCAGCCUGGACUCUCGUUUCUGAACCUGGGCAGUGGCACUGGGUAUCUCAGCUCCAUGGUGGGCCUCAUUCUAGGUCCUUUUGGUGUGAACCAUGGGGUGGAACUUCACUCAGAUGUGAUAGAGUAUGCAAAGCAGAAACUGGACUUCUUCAUCAGAACAAGUGAUAGUUUUGACAAGUUUGACUUCUGUGAACCUUCCUUUGUUACUGGGAAUUGCCUGGAGAUUUCUCCGGAUUGUUCUCAGUAUGAUCGUGUAUACUGUGGGGCUGGCGUGCAGAAAGAGCAUGAAGAGUACAUGAAGAAUCUUCUCAAAGUGGGAGGGAUCCUUGUCAUGCCACUGGAAGAGAAGUUGACUAAGAUAACACGCACAGGUCCUUCAGCUUGGGAAACCAAAAAGAUUCUUGCUGUUUCUUUUGCUCCUCUGAUCCAGCCCUGCCAUUCAGAGUCAGGAAAAUCAAGACUUGUCCAGUUACCACCAGUGGCAGUUCGCAGCCUCCAGGACUUGGCUCGCAUCGCCAUCCGGGGCACCAUUAAAAAGAUUAUUCAUCAGGAAACUGUGAGCAAAAACGGAAACGGACUAAAGAACACCCCCAGGUUUAAACGAAGGAGAGUUCGCCGCCGUCGAAUGGAAACGAUUGUCUUUUUGGACAAAGAAGUCUUUGCCAGUCGGAUUUCCAACCCCUCAGAUGACAACAGCUGUGAAGACUUGGAAGAGGAACGGAGGGAAGAAGAAGAGAAGACCCCGCCGGAAACAAAGCCAGACCCCCCAGUGAACUUCCUACGCCAGAAGGUCCUGAGCCUCCCUCUGCCAGAUCCCCUGAAAUACUACUUGCUUUAUUACAGAGAAAAAUAAGUCUCCUGUUUGAAAGGGGGAAAUAGGAAGAGCAGAUUGCUGAGUGUGAAGUUCGUGCUGCCUGUGUGCUGUUGAAGGGUCACCUGGAGGCAGACGUUGUGGGGAAGGGAACUGCUGGGCUCAUCCACACCAUGGUUUUCUUCUAGUUCCUGAUUGACCUCUAAAAUUCUAUUCAGUUGUAUGAUUUGUUUACAUAGUUCCACAAGACCUUCAUUGCAUAGAAGAUUGUUUUCCCAAAGUGGAGAGAAUCUUCAUAGAGAAAAAGAGAAGGCUGUUUCUUUUUCGGCUCUGACGAAACACUGAAGUCUGCGUAAGAGAGACUGUUUGAUGACCGUCCCUCAUGCAACAUGCACGGUACUCACUAAAAAUGAAAACUGAAGUGGAAACUAACCUGUGUUGCUUAUAAAGUGUGAAAGCACAAGCUUAUAAAUGUAUAAAAUCUUUUCUGGGUGUGACGCACCUGCGUCCAAGUUUGAAUUUUUAUGAUAUGUACCACUUAAUUACUGGCACUGAGUAUCACUGAAUUUCUUAGUUUUCUAGUGGGGAAACAUUAUUGAGAAGCCCUCCCUUAUUUUAAGUAAGUUGAUUAAAUCUUAUGUGAGUUGCCAGUUGUAAUUUUUCAAAGGAAAAAUUUUGAUGGGGUGGAGGAAUGAAUUGCCAGAUAAUCUUUCUGGAAUUCCGAGAGAAUUCCAAAGAGGGUUUUUUUUUUUUUUUUUAGGACAUCUUUUGAUACCUUUAAAAGAACCACUGUCAAGUAAUCCUUAAAAGAAUAUCUUGGAAAAGGAAACAGAUUUUUUCCUGUGUGUAAGCAAUAAGUGAAGUUACAUUUGCCCUAACCCUAGGGAUGAUUCUUUACCCAGUUUUAAAGCCCAUCAUGGUAUUCUAAGGUGUUGACACCCUCCAUCCUCAGAGCAGGUCGAAAAUAUUAAAUAGACUGGGGACUCUAUGAUGGGCAGCCUGUGCUUUUUGACUUCAGUUUGCUAUUUUUCUGUGAUCACAUUAGUACUGAUUCAUAGAUUCUAUCUUUUAUAAUUCUGGAGAAAAAGAUUUGUUAGUUUUGUAAUUUUUUUGUAAGACCAAAUGUAUGUAUUUUAGUAGCUCCAUUGCAUGAGAAGAGUGUAACUCACACUGACUUGUGAUAUCAGCCUUCUCUGGGCCUUGUGUGUGGAGAGCUUUCUAUCUUACCAAGUGGUAGGGCUAAAAGAACAACAGCCUUUUUGGUAGUCACAUAGCAGAAUGAUC
Molecule: messenger RNA, 2475 nt
Organism: Homo sapiens (human)
Lineage: Eukaryota; Metazoa; Chordata; Mammalia; Primates; Hominidae
Gene: PCMTD2
Product: protein-L-isoaspartate (D-aspartate) O-methyltransferase domain containing 2
Cellular component (GO): cytoplasm
Molecular function (GO): protein-L-isoaspartate (D-aspartate) O-methyltransferase activity
Source: RefSeq, marked validated